Messenger RNA from Laetiporus sulphureus 93-53, 1275 nucleotides. RefSeq lists its product as uncharacterized. Bases 1 to 1275 code for a protein of 424 amino acids. Gene Ontology annotation, cellular component: vacuolar membrane. Gene Ontology annotation, biological process: amino acid transmembrane transport. NCBI's taxonomy places the organism in Eukaryota, Fungi, Basidiomycota, Agaricomycetes, Polyporales, Laetiporaceae. The transcript has 13 exons. Gene Ontology annotation, molecular function: amino acid transmembrane transporter activity. The record is from RefSeq and is a predicted model, not a curated record.
AUGUGCUGGUUUACAGUCAAGUAUGCCACCAUGGUAUGGUGGAAAGCGGCGGCAUUGAUGCUUGCGGAGACCGUCUCUCUUGGUAUCCUCUCCGUCCCAUCCGUGUUCGCCACCCUCGGAAUGGCUGCCGGCGUUAUUCUCGUCCUUGGCUUGGGAAGCAUAGCCACGGCAUCUGGAUACAUGAUUGGAGCCUUCAAGAAUCGAUACCCUCAUGUACAGAACAUGGCUGACGUCGGGAUGGUCCUUGCAGGCCCCCUCGGACGUGAAGUCCUGGGUGCUGCACAGAUCAUUUUCAUGGUCUUCGUCUGCGGCAGUCAUGUCCUCACCGGUUUGAUCGCGUUCGACACCAUCACCGCCGGCGCGUCUUGCUCCGUACUCUGGGCAGGCAUCUCUGCCAUCAUCUGUCUCGUCCUGACAAUUCCCCGGACGCUCGCUGGCAUCUCGUACCUGAGCGUUGUAUCAUUCAUUUCCAUCUUGACCGCUGUUCUGAUCACGAUGAUUGGCGUUGGCGUUGCUGGCCACAAGGGCGGCAUCACUGCGCAUGUCAACCUCGAUUUUGCGAGUGCGUUCCUGGCCGUUACGGAUAUCAUUUUCGCCUACGCUGGACAUGUCGCUUUCUUCACCUUCAUCUCCGAAAUGAAGAACCCCGAAGAUUUUCCCAAGACACUUUGGGCACUUCAGAUUGCAGACACAACACUAUACCUCAUCGUUGGCAUCGUUGUCUACGCGUACGCGGGUGCCAGCACCGUUUCCCCUGCGCUCGGAAACACGGGUACCGUGCUCAAGAAAAUCUCAUAUGGCAUUGCACUCCCUACAAUCAUGAUUGCGGGUGUCAUCAACGGACACGUGUGCUCAAAGCUGUGGUUCUUGAUACGCAGAUUCCGCCGGGAUGAUGGGAAAGCCUCCAGACACAUGACGACGCAUACAUGGACCGGCUGGCUGGCAUGGAUCGGCAUUUGCUUUUCAGUGUGGGCUGUGGCGUUUAUCAUCGCCGAGGUGAUCCCGUUCUUCAACGACCUGCUAGGUGUAAUCAGUGCCAUCUUCGCGAGUUGGUUCACAUACGGCAUUUCGGGAAUCUUCUGGUUCUGGCUCACUCCGCGCUCGGAGAGGUGGUCCACGCCAUGGCAGAAAACGAAGGCCAUCUUCUGGGGCUUCAUCAUCAUGAUGGGUGCAUUCAUCAUGGUCGCCGGUCUGUACUCGAGUAUCUCAGACAUCGCCGAUGGAUACCGGGACGGGUCGUUCUCAAGCCCAUUCACAUGCGCGGACCAAGUUUAA